AUGCCGCAGUCACCCGGCAGUGGAGUGGACAGGGUGGCGGAGGAGAACCACACACGCGUGACGCGUCGUCUGCGACCGCGCCGACGCAGUCCAGGCGCCUUCAAGGAGCCGGCGACGCGUUCUUUACUUGGCUCGGAGUCGGAUCCUUCAAGUGCAGAAAGCCCGGGGUCGCGGACCCCGCCACGUGCCAGCAGCACGGAGGUGCACGGUGUCUCCGAGAGUCCGGGGCCGGGCUCCGCUGGUGGCGUGCCGCGUCCCGGGGCCCCGGUCCCUGCGGCGGCCGCCAGCCUGGCCGCAGCCCCCGUGGCGGCGCCGGCCUCGCAGUUCACACUGCUGGUGAUGCGGCCCUGUGCGGGUCCCGAGGAGGCCGAGGGCUGCCUGAGGCAGGUCCCGGCCCCGGCUCCCGCGCGGGGCGGCGGGCCGUGCAAGCCCCUCGGCUACCUGUGCGAGGUGGCAGGAGAGGCGGAGGAGGAGGCGGCGGAGGACGAUGCGGACUUGCUGGACACUUCCGACCCCCCCGGAGGAGGCGAGAGCACCGCCAGCCUGGAAGACCUGGAGGACGAAGAUGCCCACUCGGGGGGCGAGGGCGGCGGCGGCGCCCGGAGGCGGGGCGGCGGCGCCAGCAAGACCUGCACUUACCAGGGCUGCAGCGAGACCACCAGCCAGGUGGCCAAGCAGCGCAAGCCGUGGAUGUGCAAGAAACACCGCAACAAGAUGUACAAGGACAAGUACAAGAAGAAAAAGAGCGACCAGGCCCUGAACUGUAGUGGGGCGGCCACCUCGGCCGGCAGCGCUAGCAACGUCAAAGUGGAGGAAACUGCAGAUAAUAUACUCUCCAUUGUAAAACAAAGAACAGGAUCUUUUGGGGAUCGUCCUGCAAGACCUACUCUCUUAGAACAAGUGUUAAAUCAGAAACGACUGUCAUUACUACGAAGUCCAGAAGUGGUGCAGUUUUUACAAAAACAACAGCAACUCCUAAAUCAGCAAGUUUUGGAGCAAAGACAACAGCAAUUUCCAGGAGCUUCAGUGUGAAGGAGAUUACCAAGAAUUUACUGAAAUAGAUGAACAUAUUUUUAUACUAAAAAAGAAUAAUGGGUGAGAUAUGUCAAUAGAACAUGAACAUUUUCCUGUAAAUGUAUGUGUGCAUUUGAGGAUAAAUAAGUAUUGUACUUUUUGCAUCUAGUUUUCCCAUGAUUUUUUAAAUCAGUUUAUCUUACUAAAAUAACAUUUAAUUGCACUUAUUUUUAAAUAUGUUCCUCUUCAGACACUGUUACUGAAGAUAUUGAAACAGUUACUUUCUGUGGAAGUCAUGAAGUUCAUAGGUAAACUUGAAUCAUCUAGGUCUCUGGAAGAGUGUGAGUGCUUUGGAGUUGUCAUAGUGAGCUUGAGGACUCCUGGGUUUUAAUCAGAGGGCCAGGAAUACUAAGUGUUUGGCAGUGUCUGCAGUAGUCCUACAAAACUAAACAUUAUCUCACCUGCAAUGUGAUUGCAUAGUGCUUCUCUUAAAGAACAUUGAUAGCAACUUUUCACAAUAAAAGAUCAUCGAAGUACCUGGAAUUGCUUUGCAGCUAAGGCUGGUACUGUCAGAGAGGGUGGUCUAUUUCAUACCAUAAGGAAAGCAAUCAAGGGUCCACUGCUUGUGUAAGAUGAGAAAUGUGCAGGUGAAGCCUGUGAGACGGAUAAAGGACUUGGCUUCUAGGUUUCCGGUUGCCUAUUAAUGUUGCUCUCCUUUAGAGCAUACCCUUCCAUGUUUGAAUUUGUGAACUGUAUAGUUAUAUCUCAACUCACAAAUUCCAGAACAGAAUUAUUUUUUAUAUUCAUUUUUCACUAAAGAAAACAAAAAGAGAUGCUUUUCAAAAAGCAGAGUCUGAAAAAAAAACACUCUAGCAUCUUGUCAGUUUGUUUUAAAAUUGAGCUAUUUUAAGGCUAUUAUUCCUAAGUUGUGUUACAAAUGAUGGGAAAUCUGGAUACCUUUUCUCCUUUUUUUCCUAGGAAAAUUUCAAGACAAACCUACAACUAAGAAUGAUGAACUAAAUGUCAAGAGAGUAUAUCCAAUAUUAGGAUAAGUAUGUGUCUCAGGAUGAACUAUACAAAACUGUGUGUGGGGCUGGGAAUGUGUCCCAGUGGUAGAGUGCUUGCCUAGCAUGCAUGAAGUCCUGGGUUCGAUUCCACAGUACCAUAUAUACAGAAAAAGCCAGAAGGGGC
Perognathus longimembris pacificus (Pacific pocket mouse) is the source of this 2205-nucleotide messenger RNA. RefSeq names its product regulatory factor X associated protein (gene Rfxap). NCBI's taxonomy places the organism in Eukaryota, Metazoa, Chordata, Mammalia, Rodentia, Heteromyidae. Gene Ontology annotation, cellular component: nucleus. The record is from RefSeq and is a predicted model, not a curated record. Bases 1 to 1032 code for a protein of 343 amino acids. Gene Ontology annotation, biological process: regulation of transcription by RNA polymerase II. The transcript is spliced from 4 exons.